AUGCACCGAACAUACCCAGGUGCCCUGGACAGUGUCUCGCGUUGGUUACAGCAGCAGUCUCGAAUGGUGCCCGCCGAACAAGGCUCUCAGCUAAGAGCUUUCAUCAACUUCAACCAGAGCGACGCGGCGCGUUUACAACAGGUUUACGAGGAAAAGCUAGUGCAACGACUCGCAGCUGAACAGCGACUACAGCAGGUUCGUCAACAACUAGCCAGUGCCCAGGCGAGACUGCUCCAGCUCGCCGCUGCUGCUCCUGCUAUCGAGUCGGACGCUGAUCCUGCUGCACAAACCCGCCGGGUAUAUCGCUUUUUCCGCGACGCUCAAACAGCUGUUUAUGGUGACGAGAAACCGGCACGGCGAAGUCGGUACCGACCUGAGCCAGUUCGCAGCGAGCAGGCAGCACCAGCAUCGACUUCUCCGCUUGCAGUCGAUCCGACGCUCGAGCGCGUAUCCAGUGUCAGCAACCAAUCCCAUAGCAGCGGAAGCAUGCCCGAUGCGGACGAUGCUCGAGCUCCCUACGCAAGCGCUUCGCUCGCGGCAAAAGUCACCGAGCCGCCUCCGAGUAUACACUGCGCUAUCAUUGCAAGGGCCAUCACCGCGUAUCGAAAACGACGCGAGGCGCCCCGUCAACCGAACCUGAGCGACUGCUUGCCGCCAGCAACCAUUCGGAUAGCAGCACCAGGAGGCGGAGGCGGAGCGCAGGAGCCAACGAUAUCGAAUAUUCACAUCGGAGACUGGGUCUGGGUCAUCUCCUACCUAGAUCGGAAUCAUGGGUUGUGGCGGUGUCUUGUUCGACCGCCGCGAUACCGUGGUCAAGGCCGAUUAGGGGUCUUUGCGACGAGGUCUCCGCAUCGCCCAAACGCGAUCGGUAUCUCCCUGGUGCAAGUCUUCGAUAUGCAGCCAGCGGUCUCGUCAGCGUCGAACGAGGCGGCCACAGUGGACCUCAUUGUACGCGGUUGCGACCUCCUGAACGCGACACCGAUUCUCGGCAUUGAACCCUAUCAGCGUGCGUUGCACGAUCAGCCGCGAGCGCGAGUUGGUUGGCUCUCGACGGAAACAGCGCUCACGAUGCCCAUCUGGGAUGAUCUGCUGGCAUCAGAGGCAGCACGGGUGCCAGUGCGCGUACUCUCCGACGUGGUUCGUGACAAGCUGCAGUGGCUCGUUGCUCACCUACCGGCAGUGGAUAUCGAGGCUCGCCUGCGCGCCGUCGCCUUUGCUCAACAACAACAACAACAACAACAACAGAAACAUGAACAUGCAGCUGCGAAGACCGGUUCGUCAAUCAACUGUUGGCUACCUCCUGGUGAUAACGGACGAGAUACACUAUGUUUGGGUGCAUAUCGACUCCGCUACCGCUACGAUGAGGCGUCGGGAACGUUCUACGUGCUCGAUAUUCAGUCCGGUUUGCGAGCUGCUGUUCUCCAGAGUCCAGAUGAGCGCCAAACUGACCCGGAAGUUGCCGAACACUGGGCAUUCUGUGAGCGCUUUGAGUGCUUUCCUGCGAGCACGCCAGCACCAACACCAUGA
Molecule: messenger RNA, 1527 nt
Organism: Cyanidioschyzon merolae strain 10D
Lineage: Eukaryota; Rhodophyta; Bangiophyceae; Cyanidiales; Cyanidiaceae
Exons: 1
Coding region: 1-1527 (508 amino acids)
Source: RefSeq, a predicted model, not a curated record